Molecule: messenger RNA, 4764 nt
Organism: Diabrotica virgifera virgifera (western corn rootworm)
Lineage: Eukaryota; Metazoa; Arthropoda; Insecta; Coleoptera; Chrysomelidae
Exons: 4
Coding region: 3-635 (210 amino acids)
Source: RefSeq, a predicted model, not a curated record
UGAUGACAGUUCGACAGUUGAUGGAUCAAAUGUUGAUUGAAUUUCAAAUAAAAUUUUUCUUGUGUUCUGCUGUUUUGUUGUUUACCAACUACCAACCAACAACAAUGUAUUUAAAAUUAACGGAGGGUCAUUGGAACGUCCUUUUAGAUUUUAUGGAGCACCACAGAGAAUUUGCAAAAGGACGGUUCUCUGGUCCUACAGGGAAAACGAUACAAAGAAAACUUUGGGAAGAGCUUGCCGAACUUUUAAAUGCAAUUGGUGCAGGAAGCAAGCCUGUUGGGAAAUGGCAAAAGACUUGGGCAGAUAUUAAAUACACUAUCAAAAAGAAGGUUGCUCUCAAAAGGAAAUAUGGAGGGGCAGAAGUAAAAGUUCUAAACCGACUGGAGGAACGGGUGGUGAAUAUUUUAGGGAAAACCUUUUAUGAAGGGGCCAGUGUAUCUAAGUGUAAAACUACUGAACAUGGGUAUUGUAAACCCCCCCAACCAAAUAUAAGACAAAUACAGUAUGUUGAAAAUAAGAUCAGCCAGGACACCUUGAUGGGUGAAUUGAGGGAAAUAAAAUUAGAAUUACGGGAACUUAAUAACAGCAUGUCAUCAAUUGCCAAUUCACUAACAGAACUAGUGUCAAAAAAGUGAAAUCUCCUUCCUCUUUUGUCUUAAGCUGGAAUAAGCAACUGGGAAUGAGACAUGCAUACCGUUGCAGCGUUGCCAUACUUAUCGCUUACGCCCGUUUAUAGGGACGACCAACAAACUGUCUAACGUCACAACCGAUACCGCCCGUUGAAAGAAUAAUUUAAAUUCUGCAGUUUUUAAUUGCUUAUACGCUCUGAGCUUCGCUGGUGGCGCUCCUAGCGGAUUACUGGAAUUAUCUUUCACCGGUAAUUUUUAAAUUUAUUAUUUAAUUGUUAUCGCUUAACAUUUACAACGCAAAAAAUUAAUCAAAUUGUAAUCGAUUUUUUUAAGAUUUUGCUAAUCAUUUUGACGUUCUAUUGAUAAAAUAUGAAUUUCUUACUUCGGAUACUUUCACAAUUAUCGUGUAGAUGGCGCUAAGAUUUUUAGAUUAAAUUAUAAUUACAUAUUACGGAACAUUAAAAAAACUUAAAUUCAGUAUUUAAAACGUAAGUAUAUUUAAGGUAAAAAUAUAUACCACAGCUUUGACCAGCUAAUACUUUUUAUAAUUAAUGUUUUUAAUUUUAAUUAUACAUUAAUCACUUUGACAUUUAUGUCAAAUUUCCGGUAAACGUUUACAGACUUGCCACUACUGGCGCUCGAGAAUUUGUAAAUAUCCCCUCUACGUACGAGCUCACAGCGGAUAUUUAUUUGAUAAUAAUAAAAUAUGAGUUUUUUUUUUGUAAACUGGGGUUCUUUUAACAGCAUUAAAUAACGUUUAUCAGUAAUAUUUCUGGAAUAUAAUUUUUGUGCAAGUUCCCUAUUAAGUUAUAUCAGUGUGCGUCUAGUCGCUGUGAGCCGAUGAGUAGAAGGGAUUUGAUAGCUUUCGCCAGCGCUGUUAGUGGCAGUUUUGUGUAUUGAAUUUGAACAAUUUUAUCAGAAAAGUACAAGUUUCAAAACGCGAGAGAGCGCUACCGACGAAACCCACAGCCAAUAAAAACCUUAGAAUAUAAAAUAAAUCAGGAAGGAGUACAAUGCGAAAUGACUACGAGUCAGGAAGGAGGUUGCAAAUGGCGGUCAGCUGUCAGAUUUACUUUCUAUCUCCAGUGACGUACCUUUGAAAGAGGGAAGAAAAGAAAUUCUUAACGAUUUUAUUACAUCUUUGAUGUUAAACAAACAGCUACAGAUCAAGAGAAAAUACGUAUUAAUAUAAUAUUUUGUUGAAAAGUCAGUUAAAUAACAUUUUAUUAUACUAAUAACUUCAGUUAAUUGAUUGCAUAUACAGGAGCUUUACCAGAUGGUACGCCUAUGCACACAGCUGAUCCAAUACACAAACCUUCUACCUCGUUGACAAAAACUUAUGAGUCAUCCACAGACGUUCAAGAUGGCCGGUUCCGCUAGAAAUUUAAGGUGUUGUUGAUAUAUGAAAGACUCCUUCCUGUUUUUUUAUAUUCUAAGAUAAAAACAGAGGUAACCUCUAAAUUUCACAUAAACUUCUUCUUUUUCUAAAUGGCCUCUUGCGCAAGCAGUCAUCCAGUCGCACGAAUGUAUAUAUUAAAUAUUAAAAUUCUGUACCAUUUGAUCAGAUGAUGUUAUGUCCAUUUUUACUAUUUUAUAGGAGAGACAAAAAACCGUUUAUGGGAGUUUGUGUUUAAGGUUUUACCUAUGAAUGAGCAAUUUUCAGAAUAAAUAGAUAAAUGAAUCUAUGUGAUAUGUUAUAAUUUAAUUUAGGGACUCGAAAAAGCGCAACAAAAAUUUGAAAAUAAAAGAGAAAUUUGAAAAAAUUGCAAAUUAUCAUGUUUUGACCAAAUGAUUAUUCUCAAAGGAUAUCACUUAUAAUCUUCCCAUGCUGGAAUUAUUUGAUUUUUUUGUUUAAUUUCUUCUUCUUGUUCUUGAUAUCAUCUUCAUGUUUUCACUAUGUCUUCAUCCGCGAUAAAGGUUAGCAAUCAUCACUGCUAUUCUAACUUUCGACACUACAGUCCGAAAGAGUUCAGUUGAGCUGCAUACAAAACAGGAUAUUUUUCUCCUACUAUGCUGCGCCUUCCUUGAAUCUUUUCCUGCAUUAUUAAUUUUAAGAAUUCAUAUCUGUCAUCAUGUGUUAUCCCAGAUAUUGUAGUUUUCUUAUUUUGAUGGAAUCCAGUAUCUCCCUGUUGUUCUCUAUUCUUCUUAGUAUUUUUCAGUGGUUAUUCUGUAUGUCCAGGAGAUUCUCAGCAUUGUUCGAUAUGUCCACAUUUCACAUACUUCCAAUCUAUUGAGACAUUGUUUAUUAAGAGUCCUUGUCUCCACAACAUACAAAGGAACAGAAAAUACAUAAAACUUUAAUACUCGCUUUCUAAAAUUUAGGCUGAGAUCUCUACUAAAAAAUAUUUAUUAGAGUCGCUAUAAUUACCACUUAUUUAUUAUGUAAACCACAAAUAUCGAUGUAACCUUUUUCAAAAAGUUGCUAGUUUCUUGUACGAAGCAGAACGUAAGUAUUGCCACAUUUUUCUUUAACCUAGUCACAAUUUUAACCUUUUGCAUUCAUUUUAACGUGGAAAUACUUCGUUCUAGGCACUGAGGAUGAUCUGAUUCAGAUUGAAAACGUUUUGCAAAUCCUUUUGGAGGACUUUUAUGUUUUUUAAUAAAACUUUUUAUACCAAUAUACAAAAGAAGUUUUUACUUCUGUAUGGUUUUUUAAAAAAUAUUUGUUUCAUAUUAUUGAAUGCACUAAACAAUGAAUUAAUAAAACUUUUUUUUUAUUUAAAUUUAUGUGUCUCGCCAGCAAUGGCCAUUGACACAAACAAUAUUGGUUAUACAAUAAUUAAUUACAAUAAGGACUUAAAACUAAAUAUUAUAACAGUUAAUUUCUAAAUCUUAAAUAACAUUAGGUAAAAAUUAUGAAGAAAAAAAAUUGGAUAUACAAUCAUUGGAUACUAUAGAGACGUACAACUAAUUAUAAAAUUGCUUCGGUCUUCUUGGGAUACUUCGGACGUUGUUUAGUCAUAGUAGCAGUUGCGUAUGAACUAGUAAGAUUACUGGAAGAAUUGGUUCCAGACAUGGUGUUGCUAACAGUGGGGGAACAUUGAUUUAAAAAUUGUUACUCAUGUAGUCAAAAGUAACUUGAAUUUGUUUAUAUUAACGCUUUGGAUGUCUAAGUGAUAACCUUGGAUACAUCACUGCAAUACUGGUUGCCUAACCGUUGGCGUCCGUUGGGACGGGAUAGCAACAGUGAACAACUAUUGACAGUUUGACAAUGAGUGUGUUUAAUUUGGAAGAUUAUUAAGUAAAACAUCUCUUACUGACCGAAGUUACAGCUUGUUCUUGAUGAUUAACACGUAACACAAUUGCUAUUAGUCACUAUUUGAGCGAAAACUAAUUUUGAUAACUAGUAUUUAUAGUAAUAAUUACAAAUUUUGGCACCAAUUUACAGAUCGAUACAUACACGUUCUGACGUUAGUUUGACAGACCUAAUAAAACUUAAUUCCCAAAAAUACCUAUUUGUGACUUGUGAAAAAGUGACUUGUGCUAACACUUAUCACUAUUUGACCAUAAAAUAUGAAAAAUGUAUUUUGAUCAUUGUGUGAUAAGAAUACUUAUGAUAAUCUAAUCACGCAUAAACAAAAAAUGUGCACUUAUCAUUGAAUAACCAAUGUUGUCAAUCAAAUUAUAUUUGUCGUUCAUUUAGCAGCCUCUGGCUAAACGAAAAGAAUGUUGUUUUAAUUAUUUUUGCACAAUCAACACAAAAUGAUAAAAUAUGCAGUUAGCACCGUCUGACCAAAUGGUACAGAAUUAUAAUGAAUAAAAUAAAAAAACAUAAUUACUUUUACUAUUAAUUCUGUACAUUCGUUCAGUAAUCAGGUUACAAUAAUAUUUCAGUUCAUAAUUUGUGUUUUUAUAGAUAAAUAUCUGUUUUUCUCGUUUUGUAUGUUUCACAUAUAGGUACCAAUUUUAUCAGAAAAGUACAAGUUUCAAACCGUGAGAGAGCGCUAACGUCAGAACUCACAGCCAAGAGAGACUGUUGCCAAGCCCGGAAGCAGCGCCAUUUAUUGCCCAAGUCGCGCGACUGACGUCACGAAAAUAUAAAUUUACAUAACUGUCAGUUAUUGUAAAAAUGAGAAUAACAGACUUAUUAAUGCAAUUAUAAUUAUAACAAUAAUUAAUAAAUAUUUUUCUCGAU